Messenger RNA from Insectozyma verbasci, 1236 nucleotides. The record is from the annotation of a GenBank genome assembly. Lineage: Eukaryota; Fungi; Ascomycota; Pichiomycetes; Serinales; Debaryomycetaceae.
AUGAGUCUAUAUCCAGACACUUAUUUUCAAAAUAAAUCUGCUGAACAUAUAAAUAUAAAUAUACCUGAUGAAUCAAUACCUUUAAGUUUAAAAGCUCAGGAAUUAACUUUAGAAGAAUCAAAAACUUAUAUGAGAUGGUAUAGUGAUAUACUUGCAAGAACAAAUAGUCGAACAAUUUCAAUGAAUGAUGUUUUUAAUUUUUUAAAUAAUUUUAAAAUUUCCGAUUUAAUUAAAAAUCAUAUAAAACUGAUCUUUAGUAAAAUUAUGAAUUCAAUUAAUAUUGGAGAAUUUUUUGCUUUAUUAAGAGUUAUAAGUCAUACGUUAUUAGGUGAAGAACCUUCACGAAAAUUAAUUAAAAUUGAAGCACCAGUACCUCAACCUCCGUCAAUAUUAUCAAAAAAGAGAAUAAAUGAAGUAGUAAAAGAAGAUAAAACUCCAUUAGAUAUUGAUAGUUUUACUCAAUUUUUAUUAACGGGUGAAAGACCUUCUGAAAAGAGAAAGAAAUUAAAAUCAGUUAAAUUUUCAGAUCAAAUUGAUAUUCACGAUGCAAGUAAUUUAACUCCUGCAGAAUCUCCACAACCAAUUGAUUAUCUGUUACCAAUGGAUCAAUUAUUAGAUAGGAUUAAAAAACAACCAUCAGAUGAAGAAGAACAAGAAAUACUUAAAGAUAUGGAACCCCAAAUUAAUCAUUUUCAACAUUUACAUAAUGUAGAUACAAUGUCAGUGAAUGGUGUACCUCGGAAUUUUUUACAACCAAAUAUGACUGGACCAAAUCAAAUGUCACAUUUAAUACCAAAUAUGACUGGCCCAAAUCAAAUGUCAACAAUGUUUUCACCAUCACCAGAACCAGCAAAACCUUUAAGACCAAAUGCAACUGGACCAAUAGAUAUGGCAAGAAUAUUUGCUCCUGAUAAUAAUAAUGAAACUCCAAAAACAACGUUACUGGCAUUUUCUUCACAAAUGUCAGGUCCAACUCAAGAAAAUACACUUCAAAAUAGUAAACCACCUAUUCCAAGACAUAGAUCAAUAUCAUCUCCAAUACCGAAUAAAACUCCACCCCCACCUCCACCUCCGAGACGAAGAAUAAAUAAUAAUAAUAAUGAACCAACUCCUCCUCCUUUACCACCAAAAAUUUAUUCAAAUGAAAAUAAUAAUUCUACAGCAAAUAUAUUAGAUGAUUUAAAAGCUUUACAAGAGGAAGUAGAUAAAAUCACAAGUUUAACAAAUGGCUUUUAA